Letharia lupina is the source of this 651-nucleotide messenger RNA. RefSeq lists its product as uncharacterized. The transcript has 2 exons. Bases 1 to 651 code for a protein of 216 amino acids. The record is from RefSeq and is a predicted model, not a curated record. NCBI's taxonomy places the organism in Eukaryota, Fungi, Ascomycota, Lecanoromycetes, Lecanorales, Parmeliaceae.
AUGUCUCUCAACGAUGGCACGUCCGGCUCGAUAACCAUUCUUUCGGGCCAAAUCGACCUCGAAGCCAUGGUAUCCUCGCUAGCCAUGCUGGGCAUUGGCUGCACUCUUUUGGCCAGCAGUCUCGCUCUUCCUCCAAAUCGCAUGAUUGCUACCUCAGUGCCCAAACCAGCCGGACGCUCCGUGUCCUCUCGAGCGGGCAACCUCGAUCCUCUGACCUUGUUAGACCUCCACCUCAAUACCAGCAUCACAACCCCGAGACCCAGCGAAUCUCCGGUCGGAUCCUGGGCUAUCGAAUGCGGUCGAGACAACACUCCACCGGGAUGGGCUGUGCCACCGGAGACACAUCAAAUUGCACGUCCGACCGACUGCCGCAGUGCCAUCUCUCGUGUGAUUAGGGGAGGCGAACCCUGGGAGCCCCAAAUCUGGACAUCGCAAGCGAAUUGGUCGUUUCGUUCGUGUGGCGUCUUUCUCGCACCUGGCUGGAGUUACGCUCGUGUCAAUUUUCCGAGGAUUGACAUGGCUGAAAUCGCUCAAGAGAUUGCGCGGAUGUGCGUGACUCAAGAGCAUGACUUCAUGGGUGGCUGGGUUGCGAUCGGUGGUUAUUUCAUUUUGUUACUCACUGGGAGGGAAGCACCUGAAAGACAGCGUUAG